Aspergillus eucalypticola CBS 122712 is the source of this 1882-nucleotide messenger RNA. Its product is annotated as FAD-binding oxidoreductase. The coding region runs from base 325 to 1842 and encodes 505 amino acids. Gene Ontology annotation, molecular function: FAD binding. The transcript is spliced from 5 exons. The record is from RefSeq and is a predicted model, not a curated record. NCBI's taxonomy places the organism in Eukaryota, Fungi, Ascomycota, Eurotiomycetes, Eurotiales, Aspergillaceae.
GUAGAUGCAAUUUUUACGAUUGUCAUCGCUUAACUACAGGUAGUUAAUGGCGCGGGUAUCUUUAUCACUCUUUGGAAACUUUUUCUCUCCGCCUGACACCCCGCGUCCAGAGCCACGGUUACUGUCAGCCGAGAACCUGCAGUUGCUGACAGCAGAAUAUCUCACUCCCCUGGUCGUAGCUGCACACUUCAACUCUAUUCAAUUCGAUAAUAGGUGCUCCGUCUAGUCUAGGUCGUGACAUGGUCGUCAUUGAACUCGUGUUCAGACCUUAAAAUGGGUUGCCUUACGACGUCCCUCUGACCGAGAUCGACAACCCUUCCGACAAUGCAACCCCACAAUAUCAGUCUAAGCGCUAUGUUCUUUGCCGACAUGGGCGUAAAAACGCUGGAAAGAGGCGCCAUGAGUGAUGGAUAUUCUAUCACUUCUCAGUUGUGUAGCUAUUGCAUGACCAUGUCCGACCACGUCCUGUCCCAAAUUCCAGUUCUCCAGGGCGUCGUGGCCGCCGACUGUGAGAUUCUGCACGACCCCAACGAUGCACGGUUUCAGCAACGCUUAGCUCGAUGGACUGAUAUCGACCGGAAAGUUCCGACUGCUAUUGUUCUCCCUCGCACAGAGGGUGACUGUUUGAAGACGGUGCAAUGGGCUCUCAUGUCGAGCAUUCCAUUCGUGCCGAAAAGCGGCGGUCAUAGUACCUGGUCAACCAUUGGAUCAGAGGGAAUCAUUAUUGAUCUCAGUUUGUAUUCUGAAGUUCGUGUUGAUGCGGGUGCGCGAACAGCAACCGUGAUUGGCGGUGUUUUGGCCAAGGAAGUGUCUGUGCGUCUAGCAGAAGCGGGUUUUUUCACAGCACUCGGGAAUGGCAACAGCGUUGGUGCCAUCCCGUACCUGCUUGGUGGCGGGGGCUCAAUCACCAAUUCCAUCACCGGCUUCGGAUCGGAUCAGAUUGUGGCAGCGCGCGUAAUCACAGCAAAGGGGGAGCUGGUCGAAGUUACAGAGGGGACGCACUCGGAUCUGCUCUGGGCAUUGAAAGGAGCUGGUCAAUUCUUCGGCCUGGUCACUCAGCUCACGGUUCGUGCGCACCCCUUGUCGCUACUGCGGAAACGACAGGGCUUGAUAUGGGUGGGGGCCUUUAUCUUCCCACUUGAUCGGGCGGUGGAGGUGGCUCGAGUCAUGAAGCAAAUCAUGAAUGAUCCCCAACACGCGACGGCGGGCCUCAUGAUGAUCAUUGCCCCGCCUCCCGCGCGCGUUCCAUCCCUGGUGAUUUCUGCCCGUUAUACCGGCGAUGAGGCCCCGGAAGUGCCGUUCAAAGCUUUGUAUGACCUUCAGCCAACCGCUACAAUGGGCAGAGAUCUACCUAUCCAGAACGUCAAUGAUGAGCGAGAAGCGCUAUGCGCCAAAGGUGACUUCAAGAGGUUCGGUAUCGUAGGGUUGCAUGAAUUUCGUAUCGACGGAUUUAUGCAGGCCAUCGAGGUCUGGAAGAAAUUGACCCAUGAGUGUCCUGAUGCCAUAAAUUCAGCCUUCAACUUACAGUGGGACUCGCGACCGGUUAAGGCGCCCGAGAAGGAGUCGGCCAUGUCGUCGCAUGAUAUCCGCUACUGGCAGGUCAACAUUAUCUGGCAUACAGAUGAAAAGAACAGACGCAAGGUCGACAAAUACAACGAUGAGUGCGUUGCUCUGAUGCGGGGCCCGGACGAAACACGAUACAUCGACUUCCAGAAUGCGACUCGGACGGGACCUAUCCGGCGACGGUAUCGGGGAGAGGCUCGGCUGAAAAAGCUUCGACAGCUCAAGAGAGAAUGGGAUCCUCAGGGUGUGUUUACCAGGCAAUUGCUGGAUAUUGAUUAAAUACAAAUGAUACAACGAAUUAGACUGUUGAUAAAGACGG